Messenger RNA from Paramecium sonneborni, 936 nucleotides. The record is from the annotation of a GenBank genome assembly. NCBI's taxonomy places the organism in Eukaryota, Ciliophora, Oligohymenophorea, Peniculida, Parameciidae.
AUGGCUACUAGAUUAAAUACAAAUCCUAAUGAUUCAAAAAAGAAACCAAAAAAUAAAAAGAAUACUGAUUAAACUUCCAAAAAAAAAGGCAAAUCAAAAUCUGUAGUUGAUUAAGAACAAGUCUUGAAUUUAAAGUAGAGCUUUGAAACGUUGAUAAAAAAUAAGUAAUAGUUUACUAAAAUUAGAGAGGAUCUUGAGAAGAUAAUUUAAAAUUAAGAAAGUAAAAUAAAGGAUCUGAAAAAGAAUGAAAAAAAUUUAGUAGAUGAAUUAAAAAGAUAAGGUGAUAUUGCAAGAGAAGCACUCAAUAAAUUGUAUUAUUAUUAAUAAGAAAAUAAUAUAGAGAGAGAAAAGCUGAGAAAAUAUUAUGAAGGUAUAUUCAACCGUUAAUUUAAUAGAUUAUUAUAAAACAAAAGAAUAGGAAGUAAUUUAGAAAUAUGAGGGAUUGAUGUAAUAAUCUAAUAUUACUUUGUCUGAUUAUUAAAAGAAAUUUAAAGAUUUUGCAGUAAAAGAAUAAAUCUACUAAGAAGAAAUUGAAUUAUUAAAGAAAGCAUCAAAAAAUGUUUAAACUCCAAGAGAUAGAGUAAAAUAAAAUUAAAAUAUUUUUUGUUAGAAUUUUUAGCAAUAAUUGAAUGAUAUGGAAUUGAAACUUUAUUAAGCAAAUAAAAAUAAUGAGUAAUUGAAAACUUUAUCAAAUGAAAACUCUAAUUUGUAUUUGAAAAUUAGUCAAUUUGAAAAAUAAUUGGCAAAAAAAAAUGAAAAAGAAAAAACUUUAAAGGAAUAAUUUAGUAAAUAAAUAACUGAAUUGUAACAAGAAAUCAAGGUAAUUAUUUUUAUAAUAAAAUGAUUCUUUAGUAUUGGAAAAAUGAAAUGGAUAAAGUUAUAAGGCAGAAUAAUGUUGUAAUUUCUAAAUUAACACCACAUAAGUUAAGAUAUUGA